CAUUUAGAAAUCUAUAGUUCAUAUAUUAGCUUAAAUAUUAUGUUUGUCUUAAUUUAUUUUUGUUAUUCAGAAGUAUGUUUUCCUAUUAUAUAGUUUAGUUUGUUUAGUAGGAAAAUGUUUCAUUUCGGAAGUGCAAUUUAUGUUAUUUUUAGAACGAUGCAUCUGAAUAGGGUUAUUGUAUUUUCGCCUUAAUGUGGAAGGGGGCGUGCCCGGUGGUUGACCAUAACUGGAGCAAAAACACAAAGUCCCCGCACAUGGCGCACUCGGUGCACUUGCACUCUUGGCCAUGUGGAGGCCGACUUAAUCAAUGGAAACGCUGGCAGGGAAUGGGAAUGGCCCGAGCGGAGCCAACUUGUCGUGUGUGGGCUGGGAAGCGGGAGAGCGGGCUAUUCAGGGAGCAGCAGGGGUGGCCUGCUCUUUUCAGCAAUAUGUGAAUGCGGAACUAUUGAUUUUGCAAUAAAAGUGCGCGCGCAGAGCCGAGAUUUAUGCCAAAAGCGGAGAGUAGCGAAUUCCACGAGACCCGCCACGAUGUGUGCCAUGUUGUCGGCGGUCAGUGAGGAGAAGCCGGAGAGCUGGAGCGCUAGAGAGCUGCGAAAUCCGGAGACCAGUCGCCAGUGCGGAGCAGAAAGCCUUGGGUCACGAGCCACCAGCUGCCAGUAACUCGAAGGGAAAAAAUAAUUACCACAGAACAGCACUGCUCAAGAAUUAACAAAUAAUUGUACAUAAAUUAUAAAUACCAAUAAUAGCCAGAUAAUUGUGCAAAGAAGCGGAAUUCCUGGAACUUUGUGAAUUCUACCUUCAAAUCGACAGGAAAAUCCACUGGCACGUGAUGCAACCAACGUAUGGAUGGGCCCAUUGAUUAAAGUGAAUUUCUGUGGGGUCAGCUAGCCAAAAAUCGAUAGGUUUGUGGCCUAUCCAAGGAACGUGUCCUCCAGCUGGAAACGUGCGCAGCCUGCAGAGUAACCAAUUUUCCCUUUUUUGUGGACCCAUUGAAAAGUCGGAUGAAAAUCUCAACCCUACGCAGGGUUAUAUAACCGCACAACAUACAACACCGCCCACGCAGCUUUGCAGCUAAAUCGAUAGACUAAAAACCGACAUGACGAGCUUCUAAUUGGAUUGGAUAGCACGCGAGGGAUUAACCAGCACAGGGAUUAACCAGAGGAGGCACCAGUGACCACCACCCACUUGCUACUUGGAAUUACAGGGUAGUCGCGCGCUGAGAAAUGGGCAAGAAAAAGGUGCCCGUUGAGGACCUGGUGGUUCCACCGCAGGACACGCGAAUAUGCGGCACCAUAUGCAUCUGCCAGAUGACCCUGGUGCUAAGCUCGGUGGCUCUGGUCUACCUCACGGUGGCCAUAUACAUGCCCUCCACCAGGGCCUUCAAAAGUGGCAUCGAUCCCACGCCGGUGAUGUGCACCACCACGCGGGCGGUGAACAAGGACAACUGCGAGUGGGGCAGUUGUGGCGAGUGGUGCUUGAGCAAGACUUCCGGAGCAUGCAUCCAGAUCUAUGUGAAUCUGCGCAGCAAUGGCAGCAAUCUCAUAUUCCAGAACUGCACCAACUCGGCCAAUAAAACGUGCUAUGGUAUCGAUCAGGAUCGGGCGGACAAGGCCAGGUGCAUCAAUGAUGAGUGCAAGAAUCUGACGGGUACCUUCAAUUGCACCGCUGGCCAGUGUCUGAACAUCACGGAUGCCUUCGAGUGCAUCUUCCACAACAGCGAUGCACCAGUCAAGUGUUCCGGCAGGCGGGGAAAGAUCAACUGCAUGGACAUCAGCGGGCUGUACUCCUGCAGUCGAGGCACCUGCCGGAAGAUCCGGACUCCCUACAACUGUGACCGGAGGUGCGUGGACAUCCCCACACGGAACAAGAACGUGGUGGUCCUCAGCGGGGACAAAGUCUACCUGUCGCAGUGCCAGAAUGCCAUCAAUGCCGAAACUCUGGAGGAGGUGUGGAACGAGUCCAGCGAAAAUGUGGCCAUGACAUCGUGCUACUUCAUCAGGCACACCUCGGACCAGGUGGAUGCGGUGGACUGCAUCAAUGGCUCCACGCUGGAGACCAAUAUGCUCAGCGAUCUGACCAACUUCACAUAUCUGAGCCACCUGCACGUGUCGGUGGCCACUCCGGUGCCGGAAAUAGCACCACCCGAUGUGGAUCUCACCAUUUCCAACGAGUCCAAGCUGAUGAUCAACCUGGAGGGGUGUGUGAACACCCUGAUGGACGAGUGCAAGGAGUUCCUUAAGGACUUCGGACGCGAUGGCAGCGACCACAAUGCCCGGGCCCGCUUCCCGUGCUUCUAUUCGCCCGGAAAGAAGGACGUGGUUGUGGCCCGUUUCGAUCUGGAGGUCACCUAUCGCCAGUUUGUGUUCGCCUCGGUGGUGCCAUCGGUUCUGUUCGUGGUCUCGUGCUCCAUCCUGAUCAUGUGCCAGACCACCGUCUACGUGGGCGACGAUGCCAAGAUGCGGUUCAAGGGAUGUGUGGACACGGAGACGGUUCUGAACAAGAACAACGUGGGCGCACCCACCAACGGCGACAUGGGCGGGGGCGGCGGCGAUGAGGUUAUGGCCCUAUGAGAUCCGUCACGCAUUCCUCUGCUCCAGGAAGACAGUCCGACACACCAGACGGGGGUCUUCGCUUUGCAAUAAUUGGAGUUGGGCACCAGCUGAAGUCAGGAACACAAUCGAGCAACUUGAAAUUCUUUGUAAUCCUUCCAUCGAACUUUUGACACUCCGACACCCCAACACACAGAAAGACACAGAGACACGGACCACACCUCAGAGGCUUGCAAGGACACUACUGAGCUAACCAGGAUAAACUGAAUCUCACAGACCGACACCAAAAUUCGGUAUCCCAUGCGAGGCGCUUGACAUUCUCAAGAUAACGACGAUCGGCAGAUCUGAAGACAAUAUUAGUAUAUUUUUCGACUGUUUAGUUCAGGAUUAAUUUGGGUUUUGGUUUUUUGGAAUAGAGCCAGAGGCUGCAGGACUUGUAGUAUAGCAGGAGAUUAAGGAGCGAGGUUAUAUUUAAAGUUAUUGCAAUUAUGGAACUUAGUUUUAUCUAGGGAAUAACCGCACACACGCACAUCCACAUGCACGGCACACACACUCACACACACACAGAGAUACACCCACGUCAACACACUACACACCAGAAUCGGCUGAAGAUAUAGAAGAUAUAUAGAACAAGGUUCAGUCGCCGGGAGAGAGGGCAGAGAAAUUCAAAAAUGGCUUAGAGUGAGGGAUGCGUGAUCAAAAAUCUAAAGAAAAAUCUCGAAACGACAACUAGUCGAUAAAAGUCAAAGCAAAAUAAGUUAACCCCACAAGGCUAACAUAAAAACAUAAUAAGCAUUAAUUUAGAUAACGAAGUAAAAACCAAAAAAAAAAAAA
Drosophila sechellia is the source of this 3383-nucleotide messenger RNA. RefSeq names its product tipE homolog 3 phospholipid transfer protein (gene Teh3). The transcript has 2 exons. Bases 1224 to 2570 code for a protein of 448 amino acids. Gene Ontology annotation, biological process: regulation of sodium ion transport. The record is from RefSeq and is a predicted model, not a curated record. Gene Ontology annotation, cellular component: plasma membrane. Lineage: Eukaryota; Metazoa; Arthropoda; Insecta; Diptera; Drosophilidae. Gene Ontology annotation, molecular function: sodium channel regulator activity.